Molecule: messenger RNA, 1800 nt
Organism: Tetrahymena thermophila SB210
Lineage: Eukaryota; Ciliophora; Oligohymenophorea; Hymenostomatida; Tetrahymenidae
Exons: 1
Molecular function (GO): protein binding
Source: RefSeq, a predicted model, not a curated record
AUGAAGCUAAGUAAUACUCAAAGCUUAAAUAUUUAAAACAGUGACAACAAUGAGCUUUGCAAGAUACACAAAAGGAUAAUAGAACUAUAGUGUCUUAAUGAUAAAUGCAAGUUUUUUAAUUAAAGGGGAUGCUCUAAAUGCUUUCUUUAAGGUUAAAUACAUGAAAAUUGUGAAUUAAUUACCUAAGAAAAUUAUGAACAAAAUAGCUAACACUCGAAAAGAAAGUGUAUAAUUUCUGAAUUCGAUAAUUAAAUGAAUAUUUUUAUGAAGGAAGUCAAUACUUACUUGAUAAAAAUAAAAGAUUUGAUACUCAAGUAGAUUUAACUCGGUGAUGAGUAAGCUUUUGAAAAGGCAUCUCAUUACAUCGAACUCCUUAAAGAUGUCACUUAUUUGAAUGGACAAUAAAAAAAUUAACAACUGAGUGAUGUCUUUUUUUAAUUAGAAGAAAAUUAAGAGUUAUUGGAAGACGAAUAUUAUCUUAACAAUUCAAAGAGUAAAUUAGCAAGCUAAAGUCAGUCAAAAAGUGAUAUUUCUAUUUUAGAUUAGUCUUAAAUUUCAUAAAAUUUAGAUGCAUCUUCGAUAUCUGUUGCUUCAAAUAACAGUGUAAGAAAGAAAGUAUUACUAAAUAGUAGUAGUAGAAGACCUACUUAAAAUGAAUAGAUUAGAAACUCAGAAAUGGAAUCUUCCUCUUCUUAGAUAAUUUCAUCUUUUAAUCAAUCUUCUUCAUUUGUCUCUGAUAAGAUUGCACCAAAACUGACCCAAGUAGAAACUUAGUGCAGGUAUAUGUCUUUAGGAGACUUUAAAUUCAAGUAAACUUAGAAGAUUUAGAUAACUAGUGAGUAUAUUGAAGACUUUUGCUUAUUUGAGACUUCAUAAAGUCAAGAUAUGAAUAAUAAUUAGCCUAUAAUGAGAGAUUUUGAAAGCAAUUUAAUUUAAAAAUCAAAGGCAUAAAAAUAGUACUAUUUAUUAACGAGAUGCAAAAGACAAGCUUUGUAAGUAUUUAACUUGUAAAAAAUGAGAUUAGAAAGAGUUAUUCAUUUUACCAAUGACAAUGAAUUAAUUCAAUUUAAGCAGAUUAGUGAUUCAGAAGUGGUUAUUUUCAGUCCAAACAAUAAAUUCUUUUAAGUUUAAAGUAUAUUUGAUGAAAGCAAGUUUUAGCAAAUAGAUUUUAAGUUUAACAUCGAUUGCAUUGAAUGUGAUAAAGAAGAACAAAUUAUUUUCAUAGGACAUCAGCUUGGUAAAAUAUCGGUUUGGGAUAUGAAAAGAUAGCAAAUGAUACUAGAAAGUAAUAAAAUACACUCAAAAAAAAUAAGCAUUAUGGAUUAUUGUGAAGGGAGACUGAUAACUUGCUGUGAAAGUGGUUCUGUAAAAGAAUUUUUGUUUAAUAAAAACAAUCCAGAACUGAGAUAAAAAUACAUUUACAGAAAAGAAAUACUAUCAGAUUAAGAACUUGAGAGCAUAACAUGCAUAAAAAUAAUAAAUGAAGACACCAUUUUGGUUUAGUUAGGAGAAGAAUUUAUAGAAAUAUAUAAAAAUGGGUAAAAAUUAAACGAAGAAUGCCUAGAAUUUAUGUCUUGCUUGUAAAAUAUGAAAGUUUAUGACAAAAGGUAUUGCAUAAUGUAAAACACAGAGAAGGAAAACACCUUUUAAAUAUUUGAUUUCAAGAAUUUUUCCUUCAUAAGGAGACCAAUAUAACUUUAAGUUAAAGAUUCUGAAGAUUCAGAAGUAAUAGGAGCUUACUAUGUGAAUAACUCAAUAAUCCUUCUCCUUUUAAAUGAAAAAAUCAUUAAGUAUUUUUGA